UUCAGCAACAUUUCUUGUAGCGAAGACUCAAACCUGAUUUGUCUCCGUGAUUGCUGAAUUUCCCCUUCCUCAGUUGCAUAACCUCAUUUCCAUGCAGGAGAAUUUUUCUUUGCAUUUUCUGCCUCCAUUCCCUGGAAUAAAACGUGAAAGAUGCUGAGAUCUAGAGUGAAAUACAUCUCAAUAAUGGGUUUCCUGCCGGUGGCGUUUGAAAAGCAGGAUGAAGUGAAAGAAUCUAAAACCGCUAAGGAUUUUCUCACCAGAACUGUGGAAGAUGAUACCGGGAUGGAUCGUCUCCGUACGAUGUUUUCACUAGACGCUGACGAAUAUAUAUCACCGGAACUACAGUCUAUCAAGCAAGCCGGCCUCACAGGAUUGUUCAUUGGGGUUCUCUAUGGGGGCUUCAUUCGCUCCCGGAAGGCAUAUUUGGACUUCAUGGAGAGGAAUGAUGCCACAAGUUUCACCUCACACUGGGACGCGAAGAAGCAGCUCCAGAACGAAGUGACCACAAAUUUCGCCAAGGGCGCGUGGCGAUGGGGUUGGCGACUGGGACUGUUCUCAACCACAUACGUAGGCUUCAUCACCAUGUUUUCGGUCUACCGUGGGAAAUCCACCAUUUUUGAGUACUCACUGGCUGGACUCACCGCUGGCGCCCUUUACAAGAUGAAUCUCGGUCUUCGAGGGAUGAUGGCGGGAGGAUUUGCGGGCUGUCUUCUUGGAACUGUGGGUGGCGUUGUGUCGCUGUCCAUCCUGAAAGUCUCGGGCAUGUCGAUGGAGGAAGUCCGCUAUUGGCAGCACAAAUGGAAGGUGGACAGAGACACGAAGAUCUCAAAAAACAUCCCUGGACAUAUGAGUUCCGACAAAGAUCUCUACAUGGAAGCCCACAUUGAACGCGUCGGCGGGGAUGCUUCGAACCUGGAUCAUGUGGAUGAGAAGCCCAAAGAAGCGAAGUGAAGCAGAAGGAAGGAUGGAGAGAUUAGCUAAUAAACCAGAAACUCUUGGAAAUUAGAUAUUUUCAAGUCAUUUGUGUAUUUGAAAAUC
Molecule: messenger RNA, 1038 nt
Organism: Phlebotomus argentipes
Lineage: Eukaryota; Metazoa; Arthropoda; Insecta; Diptera; Psychodidae
Gene: 140up
Product: RPII140-upstream gene protein
Exons: 3
Coding region: 151-951 (266 amino acids)
Cellular component (GO): mitochondrion
Source: RefSeq, a predicted model, not a curated record